Messenger RNA from Oryza brachyantha (malo sina), 3367 nucleotides. RefSeq names its product phosphoenolpyruvate carboxylase 1. Gene Ontology annotation, biological process: tricarboxylic acid cycle; carbon fixation; leaf development. Bases 179 to 3088 code for a protein of 969 amino acids. The record is from RefSeq and is a predicted model, not a curated record. Gene Ontology annotation, cellular component: chloroplast; cytosol; apoplast. The transcript has 10 exons. NCBI's taxonomy places the organism in Eukaryota, Viridiplantae, Streptophyta, Magnoliopsida, Poales, Poaceae. Gene Ontology annotation, molecular function: phosphoenolpyruvate carboxylase activity.
CCACGCUCUCCCCCUCCCAAUCCAUCUCCGCCUCAAUUCGCGCCUCCUCCUCCUCCUCGCGCCGCCGCCUCCUCUUCCGCCGCAGGAGGCGUCGCCUGUGCGGGGGGACUCCCCCUCCCCUCCCGUCCCGCAAUCGUCCGGUGGCCGGGAUUCGGGACUGCUUGGCGAGUGGAUAUAUAUGGCGGCUGCCGCGGGGGGGAAGGCGGCGAUGGAGCGGCACCAGUCGAUCGACGCGCAGCUGCGGCUGCUCGCGCCCGGGAAGGUCUCCGAGGACGACAAGCUCGUCGAGUACGACGCGCUCCUCGUCGACCGCUUCCUCGACAUCCUCCAGGACCUGCACGGCCCUCACCUCCGGGAAUUCGUGCAGGAGUGCUACGAGCUGUCGGCGGAGUACGAGAACGACCGGGACGAGGCGCGGCUCGACGAGCUGGGGAGGAAGCUCACCAGCCUGCCCCCCGGCGACUCCAUCGUCGUCUCCAGCUCCUUCUCGCACAUGCUCAACCUCGCCAACCUCGCCGAGGAGGUGCAGAUCGCGCACCGCCGCCGGAUCAAGCUCAAGCGGGGGGACUUCGCCGACGAGGCGUCCGCGCCCACCGAGUCCGACAUCGAGGAGACGCUCAAGAGGCUCGUCACCCAGCUGGGCAAGUCGCGCGACGAGGUGUUCGACGCGCUCAAGAACCAGACCGUUGACCUCGUGUUCACCGCCCACCCCACGCAGUCCGUCAGGAGGUCCCUGCUCCAGAAGCACGGGAGGAUCCGGAAUUGCCUGAGGCAGUUGUAUGCGAAAGACAUCACUGCUGAUGACAAGCAGGAGCUUGAUGAGGCUCUGCAGAGGGAGAUUCAAGCGGCUUUCAGAACUGAUGAAAUCCGCAGGACUCCUCCCACUCCUCAGGAUGAAAUGCGUGCUGGGAUGAGUUAUUUUCAUGAAACUAUAUGGAAGGGUGUACCAAAAUUCUUGCGUCGCAUCGACACUGCUCUGAAAAAUAUUGGGAUUAAUGAGCGUCUUCCUUACAAUGCUCCUCUCAUCCAGUUCUCAUCCUGGAUGGGUGGUGACCGUGAUGGAAACCCAAGAGUUACACCAGAGGUUACAAGGGAUGUAUGCUUGUUGGCAAGAAUGAUGGCUGCUAACCUGUACUUCUCUCAGAUAGAAGAUCUGAUGUUUGAGCUCUCUAUGUGGCGCUGCAGUGAUGAACUUCGGGUUCGUGCAGAUGAACUGCAUCGCUCCUCCAGAAAAGCUGCAAAACACUAUAUUGAAUUCUGGAAGCAAAUUCCUCCAAAUGAGCCUUAUCGUGUCAUACUUGGUGGUGUCAGGGACAAAUUGUACUAUACACGUGAACGUACUCGCCAUCUAUUGACAACUGGAGUUUCUGAAAUUCCAGAGGAGGCAACGUUUACUAAUGUUGAAGAGUUUCUGGAGCCACUUGAGAUGUGCUACAGAUCAUUAUGUGCUUGUGGUGACAAACCCAUAGCUGAUGGAAGCCUUCUUGAUUUCUUGCGUCAAGUAUCAACUUUUGGGCUUGCUCUUGUAAAACUUGACAUAAGGCAGGAAUCUGAUCGACACACUGAUGUCCUUGAUGCUAUAACUACACAUCUUGGGAUUGGAUCCUAUGCUGAAUGGUCUGAGGAGAAACGCCAGGAUUGGCUUUUGUCUGAACUAAGGGGCAAGCGUCCAUUGUUUGGUUCCGAUCUUCCUCAGACUGAAGAAAUUGCUGAUGUUUUAGGAACAUUUCACGUGCUUGCUGAGCUUCCAGCAGAUUGUUUUGGUGCCUACAUCAUCUCAAUGGCAACUGCACCUUCUGAUGUGCUUGCUGUGGAGCUUCUCCAGAGGGAGUGCCAUAUAAAACAGCCGUUGAGAGUUGUUCCACUAUUUGAGAAACUUGCAGAUCUUGAAGCAGCUCCUGCAGCUGUUGCACGACUAUUUUCAAUAGACUGGUACAUGAAUAGGAUUAAUGGCAAGCAGGAGGUCAUGAUCGGAUACUCGGACUCUGGUAAGGAUGCCGGUCGUCUUUCUGCAGCAUGGCAAAUGUAUAAGGCACAAGAGGAGCUUGUCAAGGUGGCAAAGCAUUAUGGUGUAAAGUUAACAAUGUUCCAUGGAAGAGGUGGAACAGUUGGCAGAGGAGGUGGUCCUAGUCAUCUUGCCAUAUUAUCUCAACCACCAGACACGAUACAUGGAUCACUUCGUGUAACAGUUCAGGGCGAGGUUAUUGAACACUCAUUUGGAGAGGAACACUUGUGCUUUAGAACUCUGCAACGCUUUACUGCAGCUACUCUUGAACAUGGAAUGCAUCCUCCGAUUUCCCCCAAGCCAGAAUGGCGUGCUCUAAUGGAUGAGAUGGCUGUUGUGGCAACAAACGAAUAUCGAUCAAUCGUCUUCAAAGAGCCACGCUUUGUUGAAUACUUCCGAUCGGCAACACCUGAGACCGAAUAUGGUAGGAUGAACAUUGGUAGCCGACCAUCAAAGAGAAAGCCUAGUGGGGGCAUAGAAUCGCUCCGUGCAAUUCCUUGGAUUUUUGCUUGGACGCAAACAAGGUUCCAUCUUCCUGUAUGGCUUGGAUUUGGCGCAGCGUUCAAACAUAUAAUGCAGAAGGAUAUCAGGAACAUCCAUAUACUGAAAGAAAUGUACAAUGAGUGGCCAUUCUUCAGGGUCACCCUAGACUUGCUUGAGAUGGUUUUCGCCAAGGGAGAUCCAGGAAUUGCUGCUUUGUAUGACAAAUUGCUUGUGACUGAUGAUCUGCAAUCCUUUGGUGAGCAACUGAGAAACAACUUUGAAGAGACAAAACAGCUUCUCCUCCAGGUUGCUGGGCACAAGGAUGUUCUGGAAGGUGAUCCUUACCUGAGACAGCGUCUGCGGCUGCGUGAGUCGUACAUCACCACCUUGAACGUCUGCCAAGCCUACACCCUGAAGCGGAUAAGGGACCCCAGCUUCGAGGUGAAGCCGCAGCCGGCCUUGUCCAAGGAGUUCGUGGACGACAACCACCCCGCCGAGCUGGUCCAACUCAACGCCGCCAGCGAGUACGCGCCGGGCCUGGAGGACACCCUCAUCCUCACCAUGAAGGGCAUUGCUGCCGGCAUGCAGAACACAGGCUAGAGUGAGUGCGUGUCUACCAAAAGAAAAAAAAAAAGAAAAGAAAAGAAAAAAACUCUUCCAGGGUGCAUCAAUAACUCCUUCCAUGAGAUGCUGAAAUAUGUUUAGCUAGUACGUUCGCCCGAUGCUAGUGAAUUCUGGAGCCGUUUCGUUUCAUUUUGCACGUACGUUUUUUUUUCUUUUGGUUGUGUACUUGAUGUAAAUGUCAAGGGUGGACUUAUUCGGCUUUUGAAAGCCCGAUCCCAAUAAAUAAAAUAUGGAACAAUUAUUCACCGAGGUUUA